Funneliformis geosporum is the source of this 1527-nucleotide messenger RNA. Lineage: Eukaryota; Fungi; Glomeromycota; Glomeromycetes; Glomerales; Glomeraceae. The record is from the annotation of a GenBank genome assembly.
AUGAGUCAAGCAGCAGCGGAUGCUACUGAUAGGAAUGUGGAAAUAUGGAAAGUUAAAAAAUUGAUCAAAAGCUUGGAAGCUGCUAGGGGAAAUGGAACUUCUAUGAUAUCUCUAAUCAUUCCACCCAAGGAUCAAGUUUCACGUAUAGCUAAAAUGUUGGCAGACGAAUACGGUACGGCUUCCAACAUCAAGUCUCGUGUCAAUCGUUUAUCUGUGUUGGCUGCGAUUACUUCAACACAACAGAGAUUAAAAUUAUACACCAAAGUUCCAACCAAUGGUCUCGUAGUUUAUUGCGGCACAAUUGUUACUGAAGAAGGAAAGGAGAAAAAAGUUAACAUUGAUUUCGAACCUUUUAAGCCCAUUAAUACUUCCUUGUAUCUGUGUGAUAACAAGUUUCAUACUGAAGCUUUGUCAGAGUUGCUUGAAUCUGAUAACAAAUUCGGAUUUAUUAUUAUGGACGGUAAUGGAGCCUUAUUCGGUACCUUAAGUGGUAACACUAGAGAAGUCAUUCAUAAAUUUGCUGUUGAAUUGCCAAAGAAACACGGCAGAGGUGGUCAAUCCGCUUUGCGUUUUGCACGUCUUCGUGAAGAAAAGCGACACAAUUAUGUUCGAAAGGUCGCUGAAUUGGCAGUCCAGUUUUUUGUUACCAAUGAUAAGGUUAAUGUCACCGGCCUUAUCCUUGCUGGUUCUGCUGACUUUAAGACGGAACUAUCUCAAUCAGAUAUGUUUGAUAAUCGUCUCCAAACCAAGGUUAUCAAAUUAGUUGACGUUUCUUAUGGAGGAGAAAAUGGUUUUAACCAGGCUAUUGAACUUGCUGCCGAGAGUUUGGCUAAUGUCAAAUUCAUUCAAGAAAAGAAACUCAUUCAGAAAUAUUUUGACGAGAUCUCUCAAGACACUGGAAAAUAUUGUUUUGGUGUUGAUGAUACCUUAAAAGGUUUGGAGUUGGGUGCUGUUGAAACUCUCAUCGUUUGGGAAAAUUUGGAUGUUACUCGUUUUACUUUGAAGAAUUCUUCUGGCAUCGAGAUCAUUGUUCACGUGACUAAAGAGCAAGAAAAAGAUCGGAGCCAUUUCAUUGAUAAAGAAACCAAUUUGGAAAUGGAAGUUGCUGACAGGAUACCACUUUUGGAGUGGUUCGCAGACCAUUACAAGGAUUUUGGUGCCAAUUUAGAAUUUGUUACCAAUCGAUCUCAAGAAGGUUCUCAAUUCGUCAAGGGAUUUGGUGGCAUUGGCGGUUUGCUUCGUUAUAAGGUCGAUUUCGACACAUUAAAUUAUGACAGUGAAGAAGACGGUUUCCUUUCUGCCAGAACAUUGCUAUGGUUAGGUAAACUCCAAAACCCUUCAGGAAGCGAGAAGCCCAGGCCUGGAAAUGGUUUUCCUGACACGUUACCGCCGACCCCCUUCUGUCAGGCCGUACUUGAAGCCCAACAGAGUUGGCUCACACAACAAAAGUUGGCUACCCUAACAAAGUUGGCUAAACCUCCAAGUCGAGCUCUAGCUGCUAUUACGUUCGUUCGUCACUUGGUCUAA